Messenger RNA from Erigeron canadensis, 1138 nucleotides. RefSeq lists its product as uncharacterized. The record is from RefSeq and is a predicted model, not a curated record. Bases 252 to 953 code for a protein of 233 amino acids. NCBI's taxonomy places the organism in Eukaryota, Viridiplantae, Streptophyta, Magnoliopsida, Asterales, Asteraceae. The transcript is spliced from 6 exons.
GCAAAAAUUAAUAAUUUACGGAGAAAAUACAGGAACAGUGUCCAUGACAUAUAUAUAAACAACUCUCUCCUCAUCAUAUAUAAAAGGUGAGGGUGGCAAAAGUAUAUAAUUAAGUAGUUACAUUGCAGGUUUAGAGUUGGAAAUCCACAUCCCCUCUAACUCUUCCUUUUCUCAAAAAAAACUUCCAUUACCAUUUUCCAAUAACUUCCAAAUCCACUAUACACUUACACAAAACUUGUAGAUUAGUUAUUAUGGCCCAAAAGCUUGAUGAAAUUGUCGAUAUUCAUGGAGUAGGAAGCCAAGACGACAUAUUGACUUGGCUUCCUACUUAUGUUCUCGACGAAGAUGUUAGUAAGACUUGUCUAGAUUCUCGAGAAGACGAUCAUCAUUUGUUUUCAAAGCGACGGAGCGUUCUCAAUGAUGGUAUCGAAACAUGUGGAGAAGAGGAUCAUCAUUUCUAUUCAAAGCAACGGAGUUAUAACAAACAUAGACAUCAACCGCCUUAUGGUAGGAAAUCGUCGGCUGUUGCACAACCUCCUUUGCUUCCUUCACCACCGAAUUGGAAGAGUUACUCAAAGCCGGAUCAAAAACCAGGUAAAAAUUGGGCAGCUGGAGGGCCUGGUAUGCAAGCCGUAUUUCUAGAUUCUCGCCAAAGAACAUGUGGUACAGGCGUUUUCCUUCCUCGUACAGCAGGGACAGAGGUCGAAAAACCUAGAAAACCAGCUUUUGCUCCCGUUCUCCUUCCGUCUCGAGUAGUACAAGCUUUGAACCUCAACGUACAUGGAUUAGGCCUGCAAAUUAAACCACGAGAACAAAACAAUAAUGUAAAGGAAUCAGAAUGCAAUCAGAUAAGAAAUAAGAAGAGCAGAGAUGUACCAAGCCAAAUCUGCGUCAUCACUCAAAACCGAAGUUCUUCACCAGAAAUAUUUCUCCCGAAGGAGUGGACCUACUAGAGACACAUUCGCCUGCUGUUCUUCCACCACCACCACCAAUUCAUAAAAUCCUGGUGGAUUGUACUUAAUGCUCUUGAUUAACAUUCAAUUAUGUAUUUGAAUCGAAUAAGAACGCUAUUAUACUUACGUGUUUCCCCAUAAAUUUGGUAUCUAUCAAAUAAAUUCAACCCAUUUCAUCCUCGUUA